Molecule: messenger RNA, 1028 nt
Organism: Gaeumannomyces tritici R3-111a-1
Lineage: Eukaryota; Fungi; Ascomycota; Sordariomycetes; Magnaporthales; Magnaporthaceae
Exons: 2
Coding region: 86-658 (190 amino acids)
Source: RefSeq, a predicted model, not a curated record
GCCUCCCAAUAAAAGUGUCCGCGGUCCCGCCGGCCCUCUUUGAUCCACCAAGCUUCAGUCGCUCGAUUAAAACGGUCGCAACGCAAUGUCAACCAAGAGGAAAAAGUACUUCCUCGCCUUCGACGACGAAAAUUUGGAGGACGCUCCUGAAUCAGUUCGGAAGUAUUUGUGCGAGAAGGGUGCUCCCCAACCGACAGACGAUGACUCCCCUCCUUUUGGGCCACCGCGGGUUGACGAGGACUCGUUUCGGGGGCAUACAGCUCGACGUGGGGCGCAGCCUCUUGAGCAAAUUAAAACGCAAGUCAAACGUUAUCUAAAGGAUCAGGGAGACCAAGAAAUUCGCACUUUUCUCAAAGAUCUUGGAUUGCUAGAUGGCCUUCCCAGCGAGGGGCCGUCUAAGAGGUCCGAGGUCGACGCUAUCUCGAGGUUGCGAGCCGAAAACGACCAGCGGGAAGCCGAAAUUGCGGAACUGCGCGCCGAGGAAGAUCGGGCCAGGAAGUUGGAGGCCGAGAUUCAGAGACUUAAGCGACAGAAAACGCACAUCCAGGACCGGUGGACGAAGAGAGCAGCAGCAAGUCGAGGAGCGGGCGAACCAAGACCAGGUGGUCGAGCUGCUAGCGAAACUUGGAAAACAAGCCGCCGAAAUUGCGGAGCUUAAGCGACAACGCACAGCUGAUGCGGUUCCUUUGCUCCGUUUGGUGCCGGUGGGCCGAGCUCGCCCCGACGACACCAACGAUAGUGGCGAUGAGUUGUCAGGCGCGGAUCCCCGGCCGCCUGCCACAACAUCGCCAGCAGCAUUGACGACGGCCGCCGCCGCCUUGUCGCCGGCCACCCCGGGCAGCAAUGGCGACAGUGGCGAUGAGAUGUCAGAUACUGCCCCCCUGCCGCGUGCCUCGACCGGGGCGCAGCCAUAUCCAGACACCGUGCCGGCAUCGCGACCUCACAUGGGCGACUCCAACCCCUUGCAAUCCAGCCCUGCGCCGCCUGCAGUGGCAAACUCAUUGUCGGCGGGGAGCAGUUCCAGCAAU